CCUCCUGUAAUUCCCGAAUCUCACACCCAAAAGUUUCCCACUGCCCUGGUCCCCCAUUCAAUUCUUCCAACUCCGCCGCUUCGCCUCGUUCCGUCCGCCGCCCCCAUGGCGUCCGCCGCCGCCACGACCACCUCCGCCCCCGCCCAGAACCUCAAUCCCCUUAGUAUCAACAUCAAGCUCCCCCCAUGGCUCAGCGGGCUGCGCUGCCCCUUCACCUUCGUCUGCCCGCCCCCGCCCCCGCCUCCGCCGCCGCCGCCGCCUCCUCCCCCGCUGCCACCUACGGAACCCGUGGUCCCACGGUCGCGGAGGUUACCAAGCCUGCGGGUGACCACGGAGUACGAUAGCGAAGAGGGCGUGUUUGUGAACAAGGUGUCGUGCAAGCUUGCGGGGGACCUCGCCAAACUGCGGCUCUCCUUCCAGAGCGACCCGCAGGGGCAGUGGCAAGGGGGCGGGGAGGAAGGGGACCCGCUACAGCAGCUCUUCGCCGCGCCGUUGGUGGGGCUCAUCACCAAGCGUUUCUCCGUGCUCUACGACGUCGAGGCACGCAACGCGCUGCUCCGCGGAGACUGCUCGCUUCCCGGAGGCGCCGUCCAGCUCCGUGCCUCGCAUGAUGUCAAGGCACAACAAGGAGAAGUUUCGGUGAUCACUAGUUUGGGUGAUCCAUUGUAUAAAAUGGAGUUAUCAUCUUUGGUGCCUUACAGUGGUUUGCCAAGGGCAACAUUCCACUUUCCUAUUGGUCAAGUUUCAGUGGAAGAGAAGAGAAAUGAAGAUGAUGAGAAGGUGCUGUCUGUAUAUGGGAUUGGAAAAUCUGAUUUCUUGGACGGUGUUCUUACUGCUCAGUACAAUGAAAAUGAUCUUAAUCUAAGAUAUUGUUAUAAGGACAAGGAAUUAACUUUAGUUCCAAGUGUCUCGUUGCCUUCCAAUGCAGUAUCCAUAGACUUCAAAAGGCGUUUUGGUCCUGAUGAUAAGUUGAGAAAUUGGAACCAGUUUCACCACGAAGCUUGUCUUGUUAGUUGUUACCUUCAUCAAUUGCUGUAUGCAGCACUGCAUUUUCUUGCUUCAAACGAUGCAUUGUUCAAACAAACUCAAGUGACAAAUUCAAAUCAAAUACAAGUUUACUACCUUCCUUUCUAUAUUGUAAUACUUACAGUGUCUCCAUCUUGCUAUAGCUUCUUGGAAUCACAAAAGGAGAUGGAGACUUCUACCGUUACAUCUUCGACACUGAUGAAUGGAAUGCUGUUUAUAAACAUAAAGUGGGUAAAAAUUUCAAAGUGAAAGCUGGUUAUGAUUCUGAGGUGCGAGUCGGAUGGGCUUCUCUUUGGGUUGGAGAAGAAGGGGGCAAGGCGAAGACUGCGCCAAUGAAAACAAAACUUCAGCUUAUGCUUCAAGUACCCCAGGAUAAUCCCAGAAAUCCUUAUUUUCUCUUCAAUGUGAAGAAACGAUGGGAUCUGUAAAUAGGUGUAAGUUAUCCAUUAUGUGGACUCCAAAGGCUUCGGCCAACCUUUUGUUGCAAUCUUCGUAGGUCAACAGCAACACAAUCCAUGAGCUCUUUCUAUUUAUCAUAUAUUUUCAACUACUGUACGUAGUUAGUACACAGCGCCCCAAGUAAUCCAAAAUUUAUGUAAACUCUAACCCUAAACCCUAAGUACUUGUUCGUUUUGUUCUCAAUCCAUGUAGAUUGAGUGGGAUUAAGUGAGUUUCAAUUCUAAUCAA
Messenger RNA from Zea mays, 1713 nucleotides. RefSeq lists its product as uncharacterized. The transcript has 7 exons. Gene Ontology annotation, cellular component: chloroplast outer membrane. NCBI's taxonomy places the organism in Eukaryota, Viridiplantae, Streptophyta, Magnoliopsida, Poales, Poaceae. Gene Ontology annotation, molecular function: monoatomic ion channel activity. Gene Ontology annotation, biological process: monoatomic cation transport. The coding region runs from base 106 to 1275 and encodes 389 amino acids. The record is from RefSeq and is a predicted model, not a curated record.